AGCAAGACUCACACUUUUUAUAGUCAAUUCCCCAGCAUGAAAACCCAAUAGGCAGCCUACUUAAUCGUUACAAUACAUAGUAAGCCUGACCAAAAAAGUCAGUGGACGGCUGCCUCGCCCCAACAGAUUUUAUUUCUCCCGUAAAAUACGAGUAAGGUGAAACCUACAAAUUAAAUCAUGAUUUACGGCAUGCUGGUGACACUCUCGACGGCAAUCUAUACUACGGUGGCCACCCUUUGGCAGGUUCAACAGACCCUAAUCAAUUGGAUGAUGUCGUUUAGUCUUUUCAUUUUGGGUCUGUUCUGCAAGCCGUAUUUGAUAGUUCCCCUGUUGGCAGCUGGGUUCUUCAUGGUGCGCCGGAUCUUGCUGCGGCGGGCAAAGCGGACCCAAGCCUGGAAAUCGCCGGGUAACAACGAGUCUGGGUCGUCCAGGCAUUACUGCAUUAAAACCCCACCAUCACGCGACACGGAGAGCUCCCUGCCCAAUAGCGUCUGUGACACAUCCCAGAAGUAGUCGAGCAACGGAUAAUCACACGAUUCACACGGGUUUAUAAAACAUAUAACAUACGUCUGAAAUACUACAUACACAUUCCAUGAGAACACUCAUACAUGUGCACGGGUGUGGAUGGAUCCUAAGACUAAAGCAAUUAAAAAAUACUGCACUGUA
Messenger RNA from Drosophila miranda, 666 nucleotides. RefSeq lists its product as uncharacterized. The record is from RefSeq and is a predicted model, not a curated record. Lineage: Eukaryota; Metazoa; Arthropoda; Insecta; Diptera; Drosophilidae. The coding region runs from base 178 to 513 and encodes 111 amino acids. The transcript is spliced from 2 exons.